Messenger RNA from Cooperia oncophora, 168 nucleotides. The record is from the annotation of a GenBank genome assembly. Lineage: Eukaryota; Metazoa; Nematoda; Chromadorea; Rhabditida; Trichostrongylidae.
AUGUUACACCUUGCUCUAGAGGCAUUUCUGUUAUGGAUGACUUCAAUGUUAUAUCGGUGUAUUGUUUUGAUCGUUAGCGAAGUAAAAACCAAAACCGUAUUACUAAUGUGCUUGGCAGUGUAUGUCAUUCCUGCUUCAAUGAUGGUAAGCUUCUUUGUUUGCCUUUGA